UCCUCUUCCGUCCUCCCCCCACCCUCCUCCUCGGUAGCCCAGAGGUAAAGUCCCAGCAGGGGCAGGAGGACCUCGAAACUUAUCACUCCUCAGACUGCGACUGUCGGGAGAGACUCACUCCUUCACUUCUCCCCAGGCUUGGGAUAUCCCAAGAGUCUGGGUGCAGCCAGCGGAGAAGAAAAGUUGCCCCCAAGAAGCUCGAACGGCUCCAGGAAGCAGGACUGGACUUUCGGGUCCUUUUGAUCAGCUGCUGCCUAGUGGGAGUCGGACCCCCGGGGGUGGAGGGUGGCAGAAGCUUCCCCAAGUCGUCUGCUGGUCUCGGGCUCAUUUCGGGGAAAUGAGGAAGCCAGACGUGAAGAUUGUGCUGCUAGGGGACAUGAACGUCGGCAAGACCUCGCUGCUGCACAGGUACAUGGAGAGGCGCUUCCAAGAAACUGUCAGCACGGUCGGGGGAGCCUUCUACCUGAAGCAGUGGCGCUCCUACAACAUUUCCAUCUGGGACACUGCAGGAAGGGAGCAGUUCCAUGGUCUUGGCUCCAUGUACUGCCGAGGAGCUGCUGCUAUCAUCCUCACCUACGAUGUGAACCACGUGCAGAGCCUCAUCGAACUGGAAGACAGGUUCUUGUCUCUGACAGACACAGCCAGCGCAGACUGUCUGUUUGCCAUCGUGGGGAACAAGAUUGAUCUCAUCGAUGAGGUCGAUGGGGAAGAUGGUGCGAAAGGUGUGAAUGACCCUGGAAAGGCCGUCAGCAGCCGUGACUCAGCCCGAGCGCCUAAGCGAGUUUGCCUGGAUGAUGCCAUGGCUCUUUAUAAGAAGAUUCUGAAAUACAGAAUGUUAGAUGAAAAGGAGGUGCCAGCUGCUGAAAAGAUGUGCUUUGAGACUAGUGCAAAGACAGGCUACAACGUGGACCACGUGUUUGAAACUCUGUUUGAUAUGAUGGUACCGAUAAUUUUGCGCCAGAGAGCUGAGGCACCUUCACAGACUGUGGAUAUUACUAAUUAUAAACCAGCAAAACGGACCCAGUCUAGGUGUUGUGUCUGAACCAUAAAAUGUGUUCUUUUUAGACUCUUAAACUGUUAAAAAGCUUCCAGUGAAAUUAAUUGAGCUUUGGAUAGGAAAAAUAAAUAAACAUGGGAGAAAUCAAGGAUCUGGUAUUUAGAAUCAUGUUUGGGGAAGAGCUCCACAGAGAGACAGCUAUUCAUUAAGAAAAAAAAGUCACCAAGGAUGUGAACUCUUAUCUUUUAUGGGUUAUCAAGUGGAAAAUCUGUAAGGAAUUAUUUGUGAUCAUAGAUUUGCAGUAUUAGGCAAUUGACCGUUCCAUGAUUUUCACCUCAUGGUAGAUCCAACACUUCUUCCCUAAACCAGGCUCUGAGAUCUCGCCCCACACUUGCACAAAUGCAAGUCUGUUGCCAUGGUAUGUGAAUUGUCCUUGAAUCUUCUGUUUCUGUCAAGUCGCACUUUUUUUAUAAGUUGUUUUAAAACAUUUAUUCCCCCUGUAAUUUAAUUUAGGCCUUCCUUGCUAUUUGGUGUGAGUACUUUUUAUGAAUUACGAACGUGAUUGUACUUGUCCUCGGCCCACUGAGACAGUUGUUAGAUGAAUGGUUCCCAUCUUUGUCCUGCCAUCUUGAGAAGUGGACAGACCACUUGGUUCUCAAAAGAUACCAUGAGAUUGUCUGGGGAAAAGGGAGACGAAAAAAAAAGUUCCUAUUUUCCUAGAAACUCCUUUGAAGACUAUGAGUAUGAACCCCUUGCUGGAAGAGAGUAGUAGAGAGAAAAACACAUCUGAGACCUGUACAGAUGGAAACCAUAUAGAUCUAAUGAGUUGAAAAUGUUUGAUUUGAAUUUGGGGAGGUACACAACUGUUGAAACAAACACCUAAAAUCCCUGUAUCAUGUUGAAACACACAUGGAUACGAGUUUCUGAGCAAUUGGAUCAGUUUUUGUUAAACUUUUCUUUAAGGAAAGAUGUGGUUUUAAGAAGCAACUGUGACUUGGGUCUGUUUAUCAUUGACACUCCUGAAUAAAGAUGUACCAUUGCUAA
Messenger RNA from Trichosurus vulpecula (common brushtail), 2041 nucleotides. RefSeq names its product RAB20, member RAS oncogene family (gene RAB20). Gene Ontology annotation, cellular component: endomembrane system. The coding region runs from base 338 to 1042 and encodes 234 amino acids. NCBI's taxonomy places the organism in Eukaryota, Metazoa, Chordata, Mammalia, Diprotodontia, Phalangeridae. The transcript is spliced from 2 exons. The record is from RefSeq and is a predicted model, not a curated record. Gene Ontology annotation, molecular function: GTP binding; GTPase activity. Gene Ontology annotation, biological process: intracellular protein transport.